Salvelinus sp. IW2-2015 is the source of this 2154-nucleotide messenger RNA. RefSeq lists its product as uncharacterized. Gene Ontology annotation, biological process: regulation of transcription by RNA polymerase II. NCBI's taxonomy places the organism in Eukaryota, Metazoa, Chordata, Actinopteri, Salmoniformes, Salmonidae. The record is from RefSeq and is a predicted model, not a curated record. Gene Ontology annotation, molecular function: DNA-binding transcription factor activity, RNA polymerase II-specific; RNA polymerase II cis-regulatory region sequence-specific DNA binding.
CAAGGAGAGUCAAAUAACCCGGAAGUGAAUGCUUUCGCGGAUAUUUUUACAAACAGUCUAGCUUGGGUCGUUAUUAGUAGGCUUUAAGUGGAUUUUAACAAAUAUUUUGGGCAAAAUUUCUAGAAAAUGGCUAAACUACAGCUUUUGAAUGCUUACCUCACCGAGCGGUUAAUGGUGGCUGUAGAUGAGAUACUGGAGGUGGUCGGGGGGACAGUGUCAGAAUUCGAGGAGGAGACUGCCCGGACGAAGAGAGAGAAUGAAGUCCUAAAACGAAGGUUACGAGAAGUUGGACUCGACACGGGAACGGAAUGUUCAGCAGUCUCGACCAGGCCUGUUUCUCUCUCUGUGUCUGGGCAGCACCAGUGGAGUUCCGACCAGGGUCCAGACCUUGAGUCUACACAGACCCAGAACCACAUGGUAAUGAGCCAGGAUGAGAUGCCUGCCACACAUAGCCAGCUACCCACAGACUGCACCGAGUGGAAGAGUCUGUGUAACUCUCCACGUACCAUGUCCUCACAACAGACCGAUACAUCGGCUACCACCCCAGUAGUAGCUCCAUUGACUUCAGCGUCCGUGAAAAGGGACUUGGACGAAGAAGACGACCAGCUUCUACUUCCCUCUGCAAAUCCCUUCAGCAGCACAUCAUGCCCCGUGGACAGAGUGGUUUUACACUAUAACUCUGAGAGCAUCAAAACAGAGCCUAGUGAUACUAGCCCUACUGACUUGGGGUCAGUAUCUGCUCAGAUGGGGUGUGGUGAACUAAACCCCAGUUCGGACCCUGGACCAGCCACUGUUGAAACCAGGUACAUUGUUUCAGACCUGAGCGCUGACCUGGAAUCAGUGGUUGCAGACAGCAGCAGGUAUGGUGCCUCCACUGCCUCGGGCGUCCCAACUGACCUGGUAUCAGCUAGUGCGGCCAUGAUCCCAGACGGCUUUUUCCGUCAGAUUGGCAGCGAUGGUUGUGUAACAACAGGGCCAGAACUAGACUUCGGGGACACCACCACCACCAGUACUGUAGGUCCCUUGACCUCCCUGUUCUAUCCGGGUCAAACCAGACGUCAACAACAAACAAAUAGAUCAACAAAUAGGGGUCAUCAACAAGUAAACAGGUCCACAAACAACAGGGGUCAACAACAAACAAACAACAGGGGGGAUCAGAAGUCCCACCCGUGCCCUCAGUGCGGUAAGAUAUUCAGUCACGUGUCACGCCUCAAGAUCCACCUCCGCAUUCACACAGGGGAGAAGCCGUACGUUUGUGCACUGUGUGGCAAGCGAUUCAACAACGAUGGCACACUGAGGAACCACCGGCGCGUUCACACAGAGCUGCGGUUGUACGGCUGCCCUGUCUGCGGCAUGAGCUUCAAGGACGCCUACACGUGUAGGAAGCACCAGCGCGUACAUAAUGGAAUGCGGCCUGCCGGUGGCGGGGCCCACACCUGCAGCUUGUGUGGCAAGGCUUUCAGUGAGGCAGCUAAGCUGACCAAACACAUCAGGACUCAUGUCUCAGACAUUGGAUGAGGGCAGUACAACCUAUAAAGACUUUUUAUAGCAUACACAAAGGCUUUAUAAGCACUAUAUAAAUGCUUCACAAAUAAUCUAUAAGUGUAAGUGUAUGUCAUACAUGGUGUAUAAAGGGUGACAUAACAAUUCCCACUGUAGAGUUUAUUGCUAAAUGUAAGUUAAUACACUAUUUAUAGAUUAUGACCUAUGCUUAUGAUUUGUAAAGCAUUUAAAUAGUGCUAUAUAAAGCCUUUCUUUAUAAGUUUUUCUUUGCAACGGAGCUCCCGAGUGGCGCAUCCUMCUAAGGCACUUCACCCAAAGUGCAGCGGGGCGUCACUACAGCCUGACGUGACCCGGGAGUUCCAAGGGCAGUGCACAAUUGGCCUAGCACUGUCCGGGUUAGGGGAGGGUAGGGUUGGCAGGGGAUUCCUUGUCUUAACUUGCUCUAGCGUCUUCGCGUGGCGGACUGGGCGCCUGCAAGCUGACUAGGGUCGUCAAUUGAACUGUGUCACCUCCAACACAUUGGUCCGGCUGACUUCCGGGUGUUUAUAAGAAGCAGCGUGUUUGUCCGAUCCUCACCUCUCCUGAGCCCGUUGGGGAGUUGCCAUAAUGGAACACAAUUGGAUACCACAAAAUUCUUUCAUUUCUAAAUGG